GUUCUUACUGAAAUACAAAUAUCUUAAAUAAAAAAAUGUAUUCACUUCAUUCCUAAACAAUGGCGACGACCAUCAAAGAAGAGGCUGAUGCCCAGGUAACUUUUGAAGACCAGCAGAAAAUCAACAAGUUUGCAAGAACAAAUGUCAAACUAGGUGACAUUAAAGAUGAGCUGAAAAAUAAAAAGAAAGAUCUUGAAAAUCUGGAGAUUGCGGAGGAAGAGUUGCUGAUGCUGGAUGGAGAUGAUACACUCAUUCCAUACCAAGUAGGGGAAGUGUUCAUCAGUAUCAACUCUGAAGAGACAACAACCAUGUUGGAGAAGGCCAAGGAAGCCACACAGGCGGAAAUGGCGGAACUCGAAUCACGGGCUGAUGGACACAAGAAAACACUACAAGAUCUUAAAAUAGAGCUUUAUGCAAAGUUUGGGACAAAUAUUAAUUUAGAAGCUGAGGAUGAUUCAUAGUUUUUCUUUUCAGAAAUUGGAUAAUUCAUAGUUUUCUUUUCACAAUUGUUGAUACAUUUUGUAAAAUGAUGCUGACUUGAAAAUUUGGAAUGUAUACAUGCAUUUAAUAUGUCAAUCUCAGAUGAUUGAAGAAAAAAAAAAAAUGUUCGUAUCCACAUUUGAGGACAGUUCUGUGAAUGAUCAUUCUGAUCAAAUCUUAAAACUGAAGUAAAUUGGGCUAUCCAAUUAUCUUUGCACUAUUAAAACAAGAAAUUGGCUUAAAAAAAUAACUUUGAUCCUCUGCAGUUAUCGUUUUUACAUUAAAUGAUUUUCAUCUCAAUAAAAUCAACUCUUUUAAAGUGUA
Messenger RNA from Mya arenaria, 804 nucleotides. RefSeq names its product prefoldin subunit 4-like. The coding region runs from base 60 to 461 and encodes 133 amino acids. Gene Ontology annotation, biological process: protein folding. The transcript is spliced from 4 exons. NCBI's taxonomy places the organism in Eukaryota, Metazoa, Mollusca, Bivalvia, Myida, Myidae. The record is from RefSeq and is a predicted model, not a curated record. Gene Ontology annotation, cellular component: cytoplasm; prefoldin complex.